Colletotrichum scovillei is the source of this 1401-nucleotide messenger RNA. RefSeq lists its product as uncharacterized. Gene Ontology annotation, molecular function: transcription cis-regulatory region binding; DNA-binding transcription factor activity. Bases 1 to 1401 code for a protein of 466 amino acids. The record is from RefSeq and is a predicted model, not a curated record. The transcript has a single exon. Gene Ontology annotation, cellular component: nucleus. Lineage: Eukaryota; Fungi; Ascomycota; Sordariomycetes; Glomerellales; Glomerellaceae. Gene Ontology annotation, biological process: positive regulation of transcription by RNA polymerase II.
AUGGCUCGCAAUGAGACUCCACUAUCGGCCUCAUUACAAGACAAUACAUCGGUGCUGGUGGAGUACUAUUUCAAAGAAGUGUGCGGGAUGAUGUCUUGCUACGACAGCAAGUUGAACCCAUACAGAACGACCAUUUCCAAUCUCUGGAGUAAUUCGCCAUCGCUCUACUACGUUACCCAAAGCAUGGCUGCGGCUUGCCUAGCCGAAGUCUCGCCAGGCCUUUCCGCAGCCAGUAGCCGACUUCGAGACCAGGCAGUAAACGCUCUAUGGAAAGAAAGUAGAGCAGGUCCAACGGAUACAUCAUCACUGUUGGCAUUGGUCAUGCUAGGCUUCAGCCUCUGCUGGCAUGAUCCGUCUAAACUCGGCCAAUCCGAGUUCGAAUUAUUGGCAGAGACGCUCAUCCAUCUCGAAGCCCAACAAGAUAACUUGGCCAUGGCGGACAAGCAGAAACGCUUCUUCUUUUAUAAUUCUCUCGUCUACUGGAGGAUGCUGCUUUCCUUCGUCACCGACCGAGAGUUGCCUUCGGCGGCAUCCACUGGCGCCGUUCAGCCACAGCCGCCUCGGUUUCCCAAUCGAAAUGACACAAGGAUGCCACACCCGCAGACAGGUCUUGGAGUAGAGAUGCUAGAGGUUGUGGGGCAAGUCGGGGCACUCGUCAGAAGAGAAAGAAAACGGAUCCGUCGCCGCCAGCAUUCAUCCAGGCACGACAUCGAGCAGUCCGUCGCCGCCAUACAGACAGCGGAACAACUCCACUCGCGGCUUUGCAAGAUUGAACUUCCAACAGAGGUUACAGUCAUGGACUCGGGAGAUGAUAUGACACCAACAGACCAUCUGUUAAAAGCUGCAGAGGCGUACAGGUGUACGGGACUGCUGCAACUCUACCGCAACUUUCCUGAUUUGCUCUUGCAGGACACGGCGACUGCCAGUCCGUCAGCCUGGCUGGAUAUACCCGGAGAGUCAGAAUCCAGCCUUUCGGACAAUCCAGAAACUCUCCACGGGACGUGGCUGACCUGUCUUGCUCUACAUAUCCUCGACCUUCUACAAGAUAUUCCAAUCACGUCGCGAUCUCGGUCCAUCCAGCCACUGCUGUUGGUAAGCAUCUGCAGCGAGCUUUCUAUAACUCGCGAGUUUUCUUCGUUAGCUUCUUUGGGAGGCAAGCCUGUGAUAAGCUUUGCUACCAGUCCUAGGCUGAGGGAAAAGCCAACCAUGAUCGACAUUUUACACGCUAGACGGCUGGUCCUGUCGCGUCUUGCGUCGUUCGAGGGCAUCUUGGCAGCGAAGCCUAUACGACAAAUGACGCUUCUUGUAAGAGAGACUUGGUCAUGUAUGGAUGAGAAGCAGAAGGACGUGUACUGGAUGGAUGUCAUGGUGGAGAAGGGUUACGAAACGUUGAUGGGAUAG